Pestalotiopsis fici W106-1 is the source of this 615-nucleotide messenger RNA. RefSeq lists its product as uncharacterized. Bases 1 to 615 code for a protein of 204 amino acids. Lineage: Eukaryota; Fungi; Ascomycota; Sordariomycetes; Amphisphaeriales; Sporocadaceae. The transcript has 2 exons. The record is from RefSeq and is a predicted model, not a curated record.
AUGCGCAGCUCAGUUGGCUUCGUCGUAGGACUGCUUGCCGCGGUCCUCCAACCGGUGACGGCGAGCUAUGGGAACGCCUCCAGCCCAUAUACCACAAACACAACCUCUUCAAGCCAAAACGCGACGACUUUUGCCAACGGGACGGCGCCCGUAUCCUUUGCCAUUGCCCAAGACUGCCAGAUUGCCGCGGAUUCCAUGCCCUUUGCCAACGUGAACUGCUACUACAAGUGGGACAACACCAACAGCAACAACCACCUCAACUAUGUGGUCCAGAUCAGCGGCACCGGUCAGCGGCAGGCGGGGUGGUGCGACGGCAUCGCGGCAAACAUUCACGGUCGCUGCGGCUUGUCGGGCAGUGAAGUCCCGGUCAAGAACUGCGGUACCGACAACGACCACACCAAGGCCUACGGAUACAACUAUGACACGGGUGAAGACAUUGACAUGUACGGGAUUGACAUGAAUUUCUGGAUGAUGUCGUGGGCCGCGGGUGAGGACAAUCGUGCUUGUGUGGCAUACGCGAUCCGUGACGCGACGUGUAAUACUGUCAACUUGGGCGACUUUGCAUGCUACAAUUCCGAGGACAACUCUGACUCCAACGAGGAUUAUGAAUCUUAG